UCGAGGAGGGACCCUAUUAUCUGCUUCGCCGGUGGUGAUAAAGGGCAUUAUGCCAACCAGUGAAGGAAUCCAAAACCGGGUUGGCGUGGAGGGAGAACUUCGACGUCAUCAGACUUUAGGAGGCGUCGCUCGCUUUCUCAUCGGAAGCACUACAGGGGGUCGAGCUCGGACGAUAGGAAAGUGCGAUCCCAGAUGAAGAAACUCGGCAAGAACUUGGAGACGGUGAUGGAGUACAUUGAGGCAGAACUUGCAGCAAAAGAGGCGAAAAUCCGACAAAAGGUUGAGAAAAAGGAAGAUGAGAAGCGUGAAAAGGAAGCAGCAGAAGCGAGGGCAAGAAAAGUCAGGAAGAAAGCGGAAAAGGCGAGAUUGGAAGAGAAAAGAGUAGCUACAAUGAAAAAAAAUAUGAAUGUACGUAUAAAACUGACUGUGAAGGAUGUCAUGCAAAACGCUUGGCAGAACUCCGAACUCCGUGAUGCGUUAAUAGCAACGAAACUGGUCAAGAAAAAGAAGGAUUAUGAGUUCGUGAGUAGAGGUACCGAGGAAAUUCGAGAAAGGACGGAGAGCUUGACUAUCCAUAAGAAGAGGAAGAGAGGAUUCGAACCGGUCUUCAACGAUAGUCCACCAAUAGAACUAUCGCCGAAGAGGACGGUGAAACGUACCCCUAGACGCGGGAUCAUGAAGCCUGUUAAGCUGGCAACGAGAUUGACGAGAUCGAAGACAAAACCGAAAGUCAAGUUGUCACCAACAACCAAGGAGAAAUUUGCUUCAGAUGUGAAGAAAACGAUCCCGGCGAGCAUCGGAGUUAUCGGGAGAUACAAAUAUCGAGAUGAAGUGAUGAAGCAGAUCAAGUACCACGAUGAGAUCACAUUGCAGAAUCUCUGCAAUGAGGAAGGUAUUCUAUACAACGGGAAGAUUGAGGCGAUCUUCGAUUUGGCUGACCAUCAAACCUACAUCGCAUAUGGAUCGGAGGAUGAGAAACAAGAUGUGGUUGAGGAAUAAAAGAACGACGAGGAGGCAGCGAAUCCUGAGAACGCCGAAUAAACCAAGGUGGAAGAUAACUUAUGUGGCUACAGUAUCGCCGAGUAUUGGAAGUGAUGUAGAAUUUUGGUUGACCUGCGAGGUAAGUAGGUUAGCCAUCUCGUAGACCGACUAUCAAGGAUCAACCAAGUGGCGGGAAGUAAAAGAAAAUUGACGGA
Molecule: messenger RNA, 1196 nt
Organism: Chara braunii
Lineage: Eukaryota; Viridiplantae; Streptophyta; Charophyceae; Charales; Characeae
Source: the annotation of a GenBank genome assembly